Messenger RNA from Phragmites australis (common reed), 534 nucleotides. RefSeq names its product blue copper protein 1a-like. The coding region runs from base 1 to 534 and encodes 177 amino acids. The record is from RefSeq and is a predicted model, not a curated record. NCBI's taxonomy places the organism in Eukaryota, Viridiplantae, Streptophyta, Magnoliopsida, Poales, Poaceae. The transcript is spliced from 2 exons. Gene Ontology annotation, cellular component: plasma membrane. Gene Ontology annotation, molecular function: electron transfer activity.
AUGGCUUCCAAGCAGAUGCUCGUCGUCGUCGCGGCCGUCCUCGCCAUCGCCUUCCUCCCGUCGCUCGCCGUCGGCACGGAGCAUUGGGUGGGCGACGAAAGCGGCUGGUCCCUCGGGUUCAACUACUCCGCUUGGGCCGAGACCAAGCGGUUCGAGGUCGGCGACACGCUAGUGUUCAAGUACACGAGCCCUAGCCACACGGUGGUGGAGGUCGGCGGCGUGGACUUCGCGGCGUGCAACAAGCCGGGUGACGCCACCAAGCUGGCCACCGGCGAGGACCGCGUCACGCUCGACACGGCGGGCCGUCGGUGGUUCGUCUGCGGCGUCGGCGAGCACUGCCAGAAGGGCAUGAAGCUCAAGAUCAGCGUCCUUGCGGCUGACGAAGGUACCGGGGUCGCACCUGCGCUUGCUCCAGGGUCUCCGUCGACGACGCCUCCGCCACCGGCGUCCAGCCCCGCGGCCAAGGUCCAGGCGCGCCUCGCGCUGGCCGUGAUCGCUGCGACCGCGGUGAUCGCGGCCAUGCUCGUGUUCUAA